Molecule: messenger RNA, 567 nt
Organism: Acytostelium subglobosum LB1
Lineage: Eukaryota; Evosea; Eumycetozoa; Acytosteliales; Acytosteliaceae
Exons: 4
Biological process (GO): protein transport
Cellular component (GO): lysosomal membrane
Molecular function (GO): GTP binding; GTPase activity
Source: RefSeq, a predicted model, not a curated record
AGAAUGUUCAAAAGCUUCAUAGAUUCAAUCCUCAAUUGGUUUAGAAGCCUCUUUUGGAAACAGGAGAUGGAGUUGACUCUGGUUGGACUUCAGAACUCUGGAAAGACUACUCUAGUCAAUGUUAUAUCAUCGGGACAGUUUGCAGAGGACAUGAUCCCAACUAUUGGCUUCAACAUGAAGAAGGUCACUAAAGGAAAUGUAACCAUAAAGCUGUGGGACAUUGGUGGACAACCAAGAUUCAGAGGAAUGUGGGAGCGAUACUGUAGAGGUGUCAAUGCUAUUGUAUAUGUAGUCGACUCUGCCGACAGAGAGAAGUUUGAGCAAUCUAAACAAGCUCUGCAUGAUUUGGUAAACAAACCACCUUUGGCCAAGAUUCCUCUGUUGGUUGUUGCCAACAAGAAUGAUUUGCCAACAGCAGCCUCUAUCGAGGAGGUCAUCACAGCCUUUGACCUUAAAUCGAUUCAAGGUAGAGAGGUCUGCUAUUACUCUAUAUCAGCAAAGAACAGCGUUAACAUUGAUAUUACAUUGGAUUGGCUAAUCAAGCACAGUGCCACUGCUUCGAAAUAA